Messenger RNA from Mercenaria mercenaria, 2857 nucleotides. RefSeq lists its product as uncharacterized. The record is from RefSeq and is a predicted model, not a curated record. The transcript has 5 exons. NCBI's taxonomy places the organism in Eukaryota, Metazoa, Mollusca, Bivalvia, Venerida, Veneridae. Bases 163 to 1521 code for a protein of 452 amino acids.
UUUUCAUCACAUGGCAAUCACGUGAUCCUUUUGAUAAUUUCCGGUUUCAUUUGCGUCAGUGACAACGGCAGGUUGCCAAGCGCGAUAAAGAAAGUGAAAACUGUCAACAUUUCUUUUGUAAAUGGAUAAAUAAUUAAACAACAAUGCAAAGCUUGUAAGACCAUGGCUACUGGUAUAGCCCAACAGGCCCAAGUGGCCAGAGACUCGCACCAGGCGAGGAGAACAGAGGCAAUGCCGAAAUCUACCCUGUUUGGAAGUAUAUUGGAACUGCAAACGGAGGAAGGUGCUAAGUCAGCACGGGAACUUGAUCUUUCAUCUGUGAAAGUUCCCAAAACGCCAACAGGUAAAGGCGCAGGACAGAGAUUCACGCUACCAGAAGAAGUCAAGAAACAGCUGCCAGGUGCCAGUGUACUUGAAAAGUCUAGACGUGAGUACGAGACCCAGCGGAACCUCCUGACUAACAACACAAGCGAGCUGAAGAAGCGAGAAGAAGAAAGCCUUUACAAUCUUUCCCGAAGCGGGGAACCAGUGUUCAGCGCACGCGACUCGGGCACCGCGAAGCCACAGUGGUUCACAGAUCAGGAUAUUAAAGGGGCUAAGGAAAUUAAUAUUGUUGGACUAAAUCAGAAUCAGAGUUUUAACAGAGACAAAUACGGACAAAAGGCUCCUGUUCAUAAUUACAGUUACAUUGGGGAUAUUUUAAGACCAGGUAUGGAUUUUCCACGUAGGGAAAGAACUGAAAUUCAAAUGCGAAACUUAGGUUAUGGGACUGGAGAUAUGAAUGGUAUCCUAGCAGCGGAAUCGGCACCUCCACAAAGGGCAAACGCCAGUGCGCGAUCCCCUAGAAAAACAGCCAUUGCCGUUCCACCAAAUAUAAAACACCAGUUUGGUACACGUGUCUGUGACAAACUUUUAUCAGACAAAGAUGUUGUUGAGAAGACUAUACGUGAUCAAAAGGAAUUGAAGGAAAGUAUUCAAAGAAAGAGUAAACCGGUUAUAGUUCCUGCUUUCUCCAAAGAAAUGAACCCCGAGUAUGAAAUGUUGAGUAAUGCUAUGCGAAUGAACGUUACACCAGGGUAUACAAUGAACCACAAGACCAGCACCACGAAGACUGCGUUCAAUGACCAAGUCCAUCUGUUCAGAUACCAGGAUCCCGACAAAUGGAGAUACCAGAAAGACGAACUUAGCAAAUGGCGGGAAUGCAUAUUUCUGCAGAAAAUGUUGGCAAAGGGUUUGGACAAUAUUUUGGACAAUACGCCGAAAUUCCAGCGUAACUGGGAAGAUGCACCACGUGACAGAACAAAAACUGCCCCUGCGCCAACUACAAGAGAAAGAAAACCACAACCAAGAGCUAAACCAAAGACAGCACCAAAAACGGAACAAUCUAAAAAGGCAUCAACUCCUUUAGAAGACUUCAAGUUCGAGACGCCACCAGUGACCCCGCCUCCAGAGAAGGUGCAAGCUGUCGGGAACAGGAAAGAUUCAGAAUUCUGGAGCUUUUAUGACAAGGGUGGAAAGUAACCGAGUAUAAUUAUGCUUAUUUUUGAAAGCAUGUUUUUUACUAUUCAAAAACUGCAAACCUCGAGUGUCGUUAACCUGUCUGGUUUGUUAAGGUGCAGAUUUAAGCUGUAGCUUACUAGCAACAGAGAACACAGGGUUACGCUAAGAAAAUGUUUAUAGCCAGUCCACUACAGACUGAAUGCCUGCUAAGUUGUGCAAUAGCAGAAUAUUUCAAACAGGCUACUUUGAAAUGUCACAUAGCAAGUUACAAUCUAAUGCCCCCGUCUCCCAACGCCAAAAAAUGUCUUUUUGUAAUCAGGCCUUUCUUCCAUUCAGUACGGUACGGAGUAAUCCUGAAAAACCUUUUAAAUUCAUCACUACUUACGCGGCAAAAUAGGAAGAAAGUUAGAAUUUUUUGUUCGGCGUUUAGUUUAGGCCAUCGUUGUUUCGCCAUGUAGAUUUGUAAGUGUGAUCAUACAAUGAUAUGGCUCUACUAAACAAUUCGAAAAAGUGUUAACACCACGCGAAGACGAGGUAUCAACAUUACUCUUUCGCAUCGUGUUUUCUUAUCAUAUGGCACUAUUGUUCUUUCGUCUUAAAGUGAGUUUUCGUGCAUUCAGUCCUAAGGAUAGCAUAACAAUAGUGCGAUGUUAAUAUCACACUGUCCCGUCGCAAUAUCGUGAUUUCGCCAUAAGGUCAAGGGGUGAUAUUGCGAUAAUACGAGCAAAAACACGAUACCGAAGUGGAAUGUUAAUAUAGUCUUUGCACCGUGUAGAUAAUUUACUGAACUAGAGAUUUUCGUGCUGCCACAUACAAUUUUAAGGUGCUGAAAUGAAAGCUGCUGACAUUUUAUAUUACUGUGUCGACCAUUUCUAUAUAUUCAACAUACCUACCAGUAUUAAACAUUUACAUUUUUUGUGAAUAUUUUAACAGCAUUGUGUUCACACUAUACAACUUUUCAUUGGUAUUUAUGCACACAAUUUAUAUUGUUAAAUAUUUUUAAUUUUUGGGGAUAUGACGCAUUUUAUGUACAAGUUGAACUUUCAAACAAACCCACAGUGCAUAUAUUUAACAAUUUACACAAGUAAAAUGAGUUGUUGAUAAAUUAGUAUACACGAAAUUCAAAAGGUCUUCUGCCAUGUGAUGUUUAGGUAUCAGUAUCGUAUUUAUGUGCAUUUUAUAUAUCUGAUGAUGAACAGGUUAUACAUUGUAUUUAUGUUUUCACAUGUAAAGCUUUUACCAUUACUUUUUAUACUUUAAGUCAAUGGAUUGUUUAAAAAGCCGGCAUUGUUUAUGGAACUAUUUUUAGUCUCCAACAACGUACAAUGCUUUGUGAUUAAACUCAUAUUACAUAAAG